UCCUGGGCAUCAGCCACGGGUCAGGGUCACCGCGCAGCAGGUGGGGCAGCUGCGAAUGAGCUCCCCACCUUGGGGGUGUGGCUGUUAGGAAGGGUGUUUGUGGGGGGACCCGGGGCUCGGAGAGAGACAGGGGACCUGAGGGUCCAGGCCUCAGCCUCCCUCUGUUGAGGAUUCAGGAAGAAGCUUGGAGGACUCCCCAGCUUGGUUUCUAGCCUCUAGGCCCUUGCCCGUGCUGAGCCCUCUGCCUGGAUGGCCUUUCCCAGCUGCACCCCACCUGGUAGACCCGACUCACACCCAAGUCCUAGGAAGACGGAUUUUCCUAACUGGCCACUUGGGUUUGUGACUCCACAGGCAGUGCUCCCAAACACUUGAUCUUCCCAUCACCCCAGAUUCCAGCGAUCUGUGGUGUGGCCACAGAUGCAUGUUUCAUAAGCGUGUCCCUUCUGGAUCGUGUUCUGAGAAAUGCUGCCUCUUUCUUCAGCCUAGGAGCUCUUUGAAGGCAGAAUGAUUGAGUGAAUAAGCCAAGACAUAUUCUCUGCUCUGGAGAAGGGGCUGGGGAUCCUCCCAGGCCUCUCUGGCCGGGGCUGAACCUGCAAGGGCCCAGAGGUAGUGUGAUGCAUGGCUUGAAGGAAGUGGGCAUUAGGACCAGGGUGUUGGAGUGUGAUUAGGAGUUUGCCAGAUGGAGAAAGUAUGGGAUCAGGCCCUAGUGGGUGGGGUCAGGGCAGGGGAGCAGGGAGGAGGCUGGAGCUGAGGGCCAAGCCCAGAGCCCAGCUGGCCACUGGGAUGUGAUUAAUCCCCGCUCGGCCUGGCUGGGUGGUCUUGGACUCACUGCCAUGUGCCCUGGCUGGCUCCCUCCAGAACCUACUCUGGGUUCUGGCAGGGGGAGGGCAGACUUCAAAAAGUGCCUGGCCGGGGCAUGAGAAGGUCCAGAUCACCCCCCCCCCACCACCACCACAUCUCAUCUGGCCUUGGGGAAGGGAACUCCGUUCUCCCACUUCCGUUCUGCUUGUGAAGCCACCCAGGGGGAGCGUUUCCAGAUGUGUGUGUGGGCAGGCAGCGUGGGAGGUGCCCAGGUGCGGCCCACAUGCCCUGCCUCUGCCUGGUUGGGGGCACCAGUGCACCAGCUCAUUUUAUGCUCAUGCUCCGCCUGUAAGGUGGGUACCCCAGUCAGCCUCACUUCCACACAGGGCAACUGAGGCUGAACUCAAGAGCUCAAGUCUGCCCUCCAGGUCCACAAGCAACAGAGGUGGGGGGUUCCAUCUGGGGCCUGGCCUGGAAUUCUCAUGCUGAGGGGCCCCUGGCUCCCCUCCACUCACGGCUGUGACAGGGCCUCGAUUUCCCCCUUCUGUAAAAUGCUAAUGAAGUGUCAUCACCUCCUAGGGGUGGCUGAGAGACAGCGAGCAGCCUGGGAGGGCCUGUGAGAGGAGCAGCGCAGUAAUAGGUCGGGGGGGGGGGGGGGGGGGGAGCGAAGACCCCAGGGAGAGACCUGCCCUGGCCAGACCUGUUUCCCUGCCUGAGAAAUAGGGCUGGCGGGGGGAGGGGUAUCCCCUGGGCUCACUGGGCUGGGGAUGUGGGAAGCCCCCUCCCCAGAAAAUGCGCCUCAGGCCAGGUGCCAACGCCCCACCCUCCCCGACGGCUCCUCUGGGUUGGUCCUGGCAGGCCCGGGGAACAGACGCGGCCGGUCCUCCCCAGGCCCGCUCCUGGACGGGGUGGGGCCCCCCUCUGGUGACGCAGCCGGGCCCCGCGCCGGCCUUCCCAUAACCGCGCGUAAAUCAGGGAACGGACGCCAGCCCCAGCGGGUGGCCCAGCUGCGGAGCGACACCGGGACUGGGUACUGGAAGCUCGUUCCUGGACCCCCAGAACCGAGCGGAAACAACCCACUCCCGCCCGUUCCGAGCCCCAACUCCAGACAGAACCCCAAGCCCAGGCGCAGCCUCGACUCCCGGUCCACCGGGACCGUGGCUGAUCUCGUCCCCAACGGAUCCCGCACCCAGACUCUGAACCAGUCGUCCUCUCCGGGGUUCCCGGACUCCCGCCCGGCCUCCGGCGUCAGAGCAGGGACGGGGGUGCCGUGGGCUCCGAGGACGCCCGGCCUCGGCCACGCACCUCUCCACCACCACCACCGCCACCGCCACGCGCGCGUGCCCUGUGUCCGCAGAUUCGUGCGAGGGCGUGGAGUGCGGCCCCGGCAAGACGUGCCGCAUGCAGGGGGGCCGCCCGCGCUGCGAGUGCGCGCCCGACUGCGCUGGGCUCCCGGCGCGCCUGCAGGUCUGCGGCUCCGACGGCGCCACCUACCGCGACGAGUGCGAGCUGCGCGCCGCGCGCUGCCGCGGCCACCCGGACCUGCGCGUCAUGUACCCAGGACGCUGCCGCAAGUCGUGCGCGCACGUGAUGUGCCCGCGCCCGCAGUCGUGCGUGGUGGACCAGACCGGCAGCGCCCACUGCGUGGUGUGUCGCGCGGCGCCCUGUCCCGCGCCCUCCAGCCCCGGCCAGGAGCUCUGCGGCAACAACAACGUCACCUACAUGUCCUCGUGUCACCUCCGCCAGGCCACCUGCUUCCUGGGCCGCUCCAUCGGCGUGCGCCACCCGGGCAGCUGUGCAGGUGUGGCGCGGAGCGGGGAGCAGCGGUGGGGCCCAACCUCCCGCCCCUCUCCGCGCCCCCACUUUUCUUUUCGUCCCUCCCGCUCUUCAGGCACCCCUGAGCCGUCGGAUGCGGAGUCGGAGUCGGAGGAGGAGAACUUCGUGUGAGCCCGUGGGGCCGGCUUGGGCCUGGCGUUCAAGGCCUCCCCGUUUUAUUUAUUGCCACAGCCGAGUCUAAUUUAUGUCCCAUGGACACUCCCCAGAGCCUGGGCCGGGACCACUUAGGAGGAGCCCUGGAGCCCCCUGACAAUACCUUGGAAGGAUUGGGGGAAGGGGGCCUGGGAGUGGGGCUGGUAGGUGGGGCUCCCCACUCCAGGCAGGAGGACCCCAUGCUUCUGCUCUAGGGGUUAGCUUAAAUUAUGGUCACCACGGAGAGGGCUGGGGAUUGCCUGCCAGCAAUUAAUGAAGAGGCACCCCCACCUUCUAGACCGCAGACUGGGAGUAACGAAGGGGUCCACAGCCCGGAUGUGUAUAAAUGAGCCGCAGAACCUCCCAGGCCCCAGAUAGGCCAAGGAAGCAGCCACUGUCCACAAGCCGCUCAAGGACUCCAGGCCCUACCUUCUCAGUGCCUCCAUUUCCAUUUCCCCAGGACGUCCUGUGGUGGCUCCUGAGAAGAGCCCAGUGUGUCUCCUGGGGUGGGAGAGGCCAGAAGAGAGCACUAUGUGUCGUGGUGCCCAGUGCACUUUGGGCGGGACCCAGUGGGGCCCACAAAAGAGCCCCUGCUCACCCACCGUGGGGUUUGUGUGCCAAGGCCGACUGCACACCCUGCCUCCUAGAGCUGUAUGUCUUAGCGGCACCCCCUCGUCCCUGCUGCUCCAUCCGAAGGGAAGGUCCAGACCAGGACCCCUCGGUCCCAUGAGACAUGCCUUGGCCAAGCCUCUAAGCCCAGUUUCCAGGUGGACCCACCUCAACCACCAGCCGGCCGGGAGUUUUGACACCUGCCAGAUGCUGGCUCUGGGCAGGGUCGCUGCCUUCUGUUUGCUCAGUGUCACCUCCCCGUGUCUGCAUGUGGCAGAGGCUCAGACCGGACAUGGGGGGGCCCAACAGGCAGGAGCCCACCUCCCCGAGUUUGCAGUGAGCCGUGCAGGGGCCAGUUGUUUUCGUCCUCUCCUGGCCCCUCGGAAGUGCCUUACCUGUGACACCCAGAAAAGUGCCCUUGAGGCCACCUUCGCACCCUGGGGUCCUGCCUCACCAAAGAAAUAAAGACUAUAAAAAGCCA
Messenger RNA from Prionailurus viverrinus (fishing cat), 3859 nucleotides. RefSeq names its product follistatin like 3 (gene FSTL3). Lineage: Eukaryota; Metazoa; Chordata; Mammalia; Carnivora; Felidae. The transcript has 2 exons. Gene Ontology annotation, molecular function: activin binding; protein binding. The coding region runs from base 1569 to 2702 and encodes 377 amino acids. Gene Ontology annotation, biological process: regulation of BMP signaling pathway; negative regulation of activin receptor signaling pathway; cell differentiation. The record is from RefSeq and is a predicted model, not a curated record.